AUGCUUGUGCCUUUGCAGAUGUCCUGGCACCCUCUGUACCGCAGCUCCAAAUUCCGGCACGUCUACGGCAAGGCUGCCAACAAGGACAAAUGCUACGACUGCGUGCCCAUCACCCUCAGCGUCCACGAUAACCACUUCUGCGCCGUCAACCCCCACUUCAUUGCAGUAGUGACGGAGUGCGCCGGCGGCGGAGCCUUCCUUGUGAUCCCCAUUCACCAGACCGGCAAACUUGACCCACAUUAUCCCAAAAUAUGUGGGCAUAAAGGGAAUGUUCUGGACAUCAAGUGGAACCCAUUCAAUGACUUCGUAAUAGCUUCGUGUUCAGAAGAUGCCACUGUUAAAAUCUGGGACAUUCCCAAGCACUUCCUGACAAGAAACAUCACCAGUCCGAACAAGGAACUUCUUGGUCACACACGAAGAGUUGGCCUCAUUGAGUGGCAUCCGACUGCCAGUAACAUCCUCUUCAGCUCUGGCUAUGACUACAAGAUAAUGAUCUGGAACCUCGACACCGAAAAACCUGUCCUGUCAAACCCCGUGAAGAUCCUUGACAUUCACAAAGAUGUGAUCCUCUCCAUGUCAUUCAACACAGAUGGCAGCCUCCUUGCCACAGCCUGCCGGGACAGAAAUAUUCGUCUGAUAGACCCUCGUGCAGGAUUAGUCCUACAAGAAGCCAGCUACAAGUCUCACAGAGUCAAUAAAGUUUUGUUUCUUGGAAGCAUGGGAAAGCUGCUCUCUACUGGAACAUCUCGGUGGAAUAACAGGCAGAUUGCAUUAUGGGAUCAAAAUGACCUUUCUGUGCCUUUAACGGAGGAAGAUCUGGAUGGCUCCUCAGGGAUCCUGUUUCCCUUCUACGACUCAGACACACACAUGCUUUACAUUGUGGGAAAGGGUGAUGGAAAUAUACGGUACUACGAGAUAAGCCCUGAGAAACCAUACCUGAACUACUUGAUGGAAUACCGUUCUCCUUUACCACAGAAGGGAAUUGGAAUAAUGCCAAAGAGAGGCCUUGAAGUGUCAGCCUGUGAGAUUUUCCGUUUCUACAAACUGAUCCCAACUAAAAAUCUGGUUCAGCCCAUCUCCAUGAUUGUGCCUCGACGGUCGGAGUCAUACCAGGAAGACAUCUACCCUUUGACCACUGGAGCCCAGCCAGCCCUGACAGCACAAGAGUGGCUGCACGGAGUUAACAAAGGGCCUCUGCUGGUGUCCUUGAGACCAGGCUCUGGAGCGGUGAAUUCCUUGCCGCAAUUUGUUGAGCCCGAGCCAUUCCUGAAACCUACAGCCCCAAGCCAAAGCCAGGACUGGGGAGGAAGGAGCCCACUGGAUAAGAGGCAGAAGCAAAGUGAGGUCCAAGACAGCAGGAACCAGCUAAAUGUGGAAGAGACGUGGCUGAAAAAAGAGCAAAUGCGCCUCUCCAAUGGCUUUGACAUAUUUGAGUGUCCACCACCAAAAACUGAAAAUGAGCUUUUGCAGAUGUUUUACCGACAACAGGAAGAGAUACGGAGACUACGUGAGCUGGUAAACCAGAGAGAUAUCCAAAUUAAACAGCUGGAUCUGGAGCUCAAAAACAUCUGCAAGGAAGUAGGCAUGUGCUGAGGGCAGUGGCCUCCACACCGCUGGCAACUGCACCAGACUCCAGUUCCUGCGGAAAACUUUUUUUACUUUUUUUUUCUUUGUCAUCGUUUUUUGAUUUUUUUUUUCUUUUUGCUGGGGGAAAGACUGAUGUUUCAGGCAACAGUGCUUCUCUGGCUCGUGGUGGUCCCAUUCCCCUAUCCGUCACCAGGCAGUCACCGACGGACUUGCCACACUUCCUCAGGGUCCUCCUCGCUUGCCCAUCCGCUCGCGUCAGAAGCUGACAUGUUAAAGCUAGUGUCAGCUUUGGGAAAUCUGGGUUUUGUCCUGAAGAAGCAAACAGUUAGAGCUCUGAUGUCCUGUUUGC
Nothoprocta perdicaria is the source of this 1936-nucleotide messenger RNA. It is a transcript of the gene CORO2A, whose product is annotated as coronin 2A. The record is from RefSeq and is a predicted model, not a curated record. Gene Ontology annotation, molecular function: actin filament binding. Lineage: Eukaryota; Metazoa; Chordata; Aves; Tinamiformes; Tinamidae. Gene Ontology annotation, biological process: actin filament organization. The transcript is spliced from 11 exons. The coding region runs from base 1 to 1593 and encodes 530 amino acids.